UAUAGGUUCUUGUGCAUGGUAACUUUAGUUGAAUUCAGCAUAUCGCUGCAUGGUGCAGCACUAGUUCGGGGACACCAGCUCCAUAAGCGCCUCGUCGUUCAAGGGUCGACCAUGGGUGGAGUGCAAAGCGGAACCCAUACCCUUGGAGAGGCAUUAUGGGUACAAGAGAGGCAACGUCAAAAAUGCCAUCGAGAAGGGGGACGACACGAGGCCAAUUCAGCGCAGUCCACGCAGGACCGCAGGAAGCUCUUGAAACGAACAAGGAGCCUUGCGGUGAUAUCCGAGGACGAAUCUCGACACGAUCGAGAGGCGCAUCACUUCAGGCUCGGGCAAUCGACCUUCGAUUUGCCUAGGAGGCAUCAAUUGAUUCCACGAGCCAAGCUGAUAGAUCGCAAUUCUUUGAAGGAUAGACUCUGCAAGAGUCAACAGCAUCUUUCGGAUUCGUACGAACGAUUCAACGAGGCGAAAUCGUAUCACUCGAGAUCUACUGGCGGCCUUCACUCGAUUCCUUCGGGACUCCCCUCGUUUCCGGAUCCUCUGCAAUACACUCGAGGUAAUCGGACCGAUCCUGAUCGAUUGAAUAUCCUCGACUGGCCCGAAUCACCGAGACGUUACCGCAGUGUGCAGUCGUUGGACACCGUUAGCGAUUUAGUGGACAUUGUCGAAGACGGCUGGCCAAUCGAAGGAAAUCGCAGUAUCGAUUGCAUCUACACUCAGGUGAAACGUAAACGGAAGGAGCACAGGAGCCUGGACAGCAUUCUGUUCGAAGACGAUGGCGAGUUAGAGUACUUCGACGUUCUGAACCUCUUACCUUUAUCGAACGUGCGUUUGGAAUUCGACGAGGAGGACGCGCGUAACAAUAACCUCCGUCAAAGGAACGACCCAAACCUAAAACCACUGGAAUAUCUCGAAUCUCGCGUCGUGGAGGAGAGAUCAUCGACGAGGAGCAACGCUACGGACGAGGAAAAAUGUAAAGAAAGCACCAAGGAAGGGAACAGCCCGCAAGAUAUUGAGGAAUUCGAUUGUCAAAAAGAAGAAACCGGUUCUUUGCGUUUAUUCAGAGAUAAUUUAUCACCACAAAACUCAAAGGAGGAGCUGCGUCACGAAGUUCGAGAGGAUUUCGAGGACGACAGGGACUCGAUAACUUACCUUCGAAACGAAUUCGUAGACCAAAGAUCCGCGUGUUCGAAUAUCAAAGAGAGUAGAUACAGGCUCGAUGACGAGCUGGUGCUAGUAGGAAAGGAACAGAUCGAUCGGAAGGUCGAGGAGGCGGAAGACUAUAAAUCAAUUUGGAUCUCGGACACGGAGGAGCAGGAGGACAUGUCGCGCAGACCACAGGUGCUCAAGGUCAUCGAUAGCGACGUGACCAAGAGGCGACACCGAAGUCUUACCAUCGAAGUUGGUUCCUUUAAGAAGGACGAGCAAAAGAACGAGAAGUUUCAGAGUAAUGGACAAGAUUCAAGCAAUUGUAUCGACCUGGUGCAGUCGAACGGGAAGAUCGACGAGGUUGACGGAGCUCUGAAGAACGUAGAGAGCGUAAACCAGGAAGAACGUGAGGCGAACACGAGCGUGGUGAACGCGAGGAACACUUCCGAGCAGAAAAACUCGCAGAAAGAUGGUAUUAAGGGAAAACAGACGGAAGGUAGAUUCGAGAGGAUCGUCAAAGAGACAUCGAAUAUUAUCGGGAAGGCUUGUAGCGUAGUGAAAGGAAGCUUAGGUUUCGAGGCACGAUCAGAGAGCUCUGAUCUGGGUUUAGGAUCAGAAUCCGGAAGCGACACCAGACGGAGAUCCGUCGACGAUGGCAUCGAUGAGGAUCACGUGUCUAACUGCACAGACAAGGGAUUAUCGUCAAAGGAGAACGAGAGUCAAAAGAUGCAUGGUAAUCUGACAAGAUCGAUCAGCUGCGUGGAUUCGAUCGAGUGUCAACCGGAUGACGAUCAGGAGUUCGAUCAUGUUCGUUACAAGAUCGUCAAGUCGAACAUGUUCGGCAAGAACAUGUACACUAAUGCUCGUAAUGACGUCACGUAUGAGGGAUUGAUCCAAUAUCUGCGAGAAUAUUCCUUCCAGGAGCUUCUGUUGGAUAAUAACGUUGUGAUUAUAGAACCAGUACGCGCGGAAACCAUAGAGCGCAAACCAUCCAACGUUGGAAAGGCGAGAUCAGAGCCAAGCUGUAAGAUAGCAGGAGCUAUACAGAAGAAAACGGACGCAGAGAAUUGCCAGAGAAGUUGCGAGAGUUCAGAUGUCAAUGCUAAAAGCCCGAAACAGUCGUCUAUCAGGAAGCAUUUCUUUUAUCAUCCUAUUAGGGUAAACCGUGAGCUUAUCGAUGAAGAACUACCUGAUCCUGAUACCGUGAAAAACGUGAGACUUAUGUUUGAGAAUACAUUGAAGAUGAAGAAUCCGUCUAAUUCGACGUUCUCGCGGGAUUGUAAGAGCAGGAAGAGUGCUAGUAUGAAGGAUCUGAGUAGCAUUGAUGACAGCCAUUUUGAUGAAAUGUCGGAGAAGGUGGAUGAGGCUACCAGAUGUUCCAGCAGGGCGAAGGAUCUCACGAAACUAUUCGAGAACAUGGAGAAAUCCACAUCUUCGACCGCAUCGGUGGUUGGAUGCAAGGACGAAUUAGACAGUCCCCGUUGUGAGUCGAAAACCAGGAUUCUGGCACAAAGUUUCGAGGCCAGGAGCGGCCACACAUCGCCGAGCGACUCGACUUCCUCCAAGAACAAGAUGAACCGUUACCAUCACCACCAUCAUCACCACAAUAAUUGGGAUGCUGGUAGCGUAAGCUCUGGGGUGUCUAGCGAUUAUCCUGACACUGAUCCCGGAAGCGGAGUGCAGUGUAUUUCCUCGGAAGAUGAGGAAGUCGACUGUCACGAGAACGAUGUGACCGAGUCAAGUGGAUCGAAUCAUUACGUAUCUCCAGACGUUCUUAAAAAGAUUCGCGAAUGUGGCACGUCAGUCACUUACUAUGGCGGCAAGGUGGUAAACUCUAGCAAUGGGCCAUUAAUAUCACCAGUAGUGGAAAAUAGAUUCAAAUGCGUCGAUGGAUCGAACGAUUACGUAAAAUUCAGGCUGAUAAAGAGCAACUCCUGUGACAGCAGAUUCGAACUAACUGGAAGACUCGUGGAGAAUCAUCUGAGGCAUCGAAACAGAGACAGAGCUUCUGAUUUGAGCCAGUAUACGAUAGCCGAGACACCUAGCAUCGAAAUCACCACGUUAGACAAGCAAGAAGAAGAGGAUGAAGAUGGGAAGGUGAGAUCGGAAGAUGAGAAUAAUAGAAUCAAAGAGGUCAAAAGAGAGCCUCCUGUGGUGAUCGGUUUAGAGCCUAAGAAAGAGGAGAACAAGGAGGCGAAGGAUAUUAAGGUGGAUUUUAAACUGGGUGACUUGGAGGAUGCAAAGUCAGAUUACGCUCGCAGAUUCAUCGGCAGUGCUUUAAAUAGGUGGCAGGUCAAUGAGAAUAAUUGGAGAACAGAUGAUUUUGGAAAAAUGGAAUUCGAAGAGUUCGAAGUACUCGAGGAUAGUUUAAAUGGGACUGAGAGCCAACGUUUGGAAACUUCUUGAAGGAAUUGGGUUUUCUGUAAUAUAUUUGGUCCAUUUUGAUAGAGCCAGAGGGAACGUUGCCAAAGUUGUGAGUCGAUAGUUGCGGUAGUACGUCACGGUAGUGAUACUUUGGUAAAAGUUUUUGCGUAUUCUCGAACGAUGUCGCUUUGUAAGAAUUUGAACCGCGUUGUCUUUACCUUCGAAACGACUUCUCGAUCCAUCCGUUCGAGAAUAUCGCGUUAGUCAGUUCAAUUGUUCAGGAGCAUUGUACAGCUGUUAUUCGAGGUUUCUUAGCAACGAGCAACUUGGAUGUUUGAUCAAACACAACGAAAUUUUAUUAUAUUUCGUAUAAUACACAUAAUAAUAUAUUCAUGAAAGAUUUCUACAAGUGUUCGAAUACUUUCGUGAGCUACUGUAUAUUAAAGUCGAUGGUUAUAGAAUUGUAACGAUCUUGUCUAUUUACUGAAUUUGAUUUUGAUCGAAGGAUUGAAGCAAGUGUACAUAAGGAAGUGAAGAACGUUCUGAAUCAGUUUAUUUGUUAAAUUGUUAUUUACCUUGUUCUAGGCUAAAUAAAUAUCCGUUUACAAAUA
Messenger RNA from Bombus pyrosoma, 4121 nucleotides. It is a transcript of the gene jv, whose product is annotated as protein javelin. Lineage: Eukaryota; Metazoa; Arthropoda; Insecta; Hymenoptera; Apidae. The transcript has 7 exons. The record is from RefSeq and is a predicted model, not a curated record. The coding region runs from base 16 to 3552 and encodes 1178 amino acids.